Salvelinus sp. IW2-2015 is the source of this 2581-nucleotide messenger RNA. RefSeq names its product delta-like protein C. Gene Ontology annotation, biological process: multicellular organism development; Notch signaling pathway; cell communication. Gene Ontology annotation, molecular function: Notch binding; calcium ion binding. NCBI's taxonomy places the organism in Eukaryota, Metazoa, Chordata, Actinopteri, Salmoniformes, Salmonidae. The record is from RefSeq and is a predicted model, not a curated record. Gene Ontology annotation, cellular component: membrane.
CACUUCACGUAACUAAAGGUAGAAGUCCAGAGUGCAACUGCUCCGCAGAGCAAAGGGAUUUUAUUUUCGUUGUGAGCUCCAUUUCUAUUAAGAAUUGUCUGAAGACUAAAAAAAUCUGACGAAGUGCGCUCUAUUUUUACAUUUCGCACAUGAUAUUUUUCUCUUUUUUUUGGGAUACAAUACAUUUCUCCUCUAUAUUGGAUAUCUGGCGCUGUCUGCUAAACUUUCAUAGCAGACGAAGAAACACUUCCCAGAAUGGCUCAUUUGUUAUUAACGUGUUUUUUGGCGUUGAUAUCAACGCAACUGGUCGAGUCGUCCGGUGUGUUUGAGUUGAAAGUACACUCCUUUAGUAGUACCCGUAGUGUCUGCAAACGGUCUAGGGACUGCCAAAUAUUCUUCCGAGUCUGCCUUAAACAUUCCCAAAAUGUCAUCUCACCUGAGCCCCCCUGCACUUACGGCAUGGGACUGACCGAAAUCUUCAGUGCCGACCCGAGCUCCAUCUCCAGUAGCGCACCCAUCAGAGUGCCUUUCCAUUUCAAGUGGCCGGGCACAUUCUCGCUCAUUGUUGAAGCCUGGAACGCAGAGUCCUCCGACGGCCAGUCCACGGAAAACCAGAAUAACUUGAUCAGCCGCUUGGCCACCCGUAGAAGACUAGACAUUGGCGAAGAUUGGUCACAGGAUGUGCAUUUUGAAGAGCAAAGUGAACUUCGUUUUUCUUACCACGUUGUCUGUGAUGAACACUACCACGGUGACAGCUGCUCAGACUACUGCCGUCCCCGUAACGACCCAUUCGGACACUACACUUGUGAUGCCGCGGGCACCAGAAUGUGCCUGUCGGGUUGGAAAGGAGAAUACUGCUCAGAACCCAUCUGCUGGUCAGGCUGUAGUGAGAAGCAUGGUUAUUGUGAGGCCCCUGGCGAGUGCAAGUGCCGCCUUGGGUGGCAGGGACCCCUCUGCGAUGAGUGCGUCCGCUAUCCUGGCUGCUUGCAUGGCACCUGCGGCCAGCCGUGGCAGUGCGACUGUAAAGAGGGCUGGGGAGGACUGUUCUGCAACCAGGACCUCAACUACUGCACCAACCACAAGCCCUGCAUGAACGAUGCUCCCUGCACCAACACAGGCCAGGGCAGCUACACCUGUACCUGCAGGCCGGGCUUCAGUGGCAACAAUUGUGAGAUCGAAACCAACGAGUGUGACAGCAACCCCUGCAAGAACGGAGGCAGCUGCAAUGAUCGGGAGAAUGACUACACCUGCACCUGCCCCCAAGGCUUCUACGGGAAGAACUGUGAGAUCAGUGCGAUGACCUGUGCCGACGGGCCCUGCUUCAACGGUGGCACCUGCAUGGAGCAGGUGACCGGUGGUUACUCCUGCCGCUGUCCUUCCGGCUACAUGGGUUCCAACUGCGAGAAGAAGAUUGACCGCUGCAGCAACAAACCCUGUGCUAACGGUGGCCAGUGCCUGGAUCUGGGCCACAGCCUGAUGUGCCGUUGUCGUCCUGGCUUCACUGGGCCGCGCUGCGAGAUCAACAUCGAUGACUGCGCCCGCAACCCCUGCCACAACGCCGGGACCUGCGUGGACGGCGUCAACGACUUUACCUGCACCUGCACCCUGGGCUUCACCAGGAAGGACUGCAGCGUCCGCGCCGAUGCCUGCUCCGUCUUCCCCUGCCAGAAUGGAGGCACCUGCUACACACACUUCACCGGACCUGUGUGCCAGUGCCCGGCCGGCUUCAUGGGCUCCCGAUGCGAGUUUAGCCUCAAACCCACCGCCAAGCCCAAGGCAGACGGCUUGCCCGCAGUCCUGGUUGUCUCCUUCGCCCUGGGCCUGGUCACCCUCACCCUGGUGGUGUGUGCUGCCAUCGUGGUCCUAAGCCAGAUAAGGCGUGGGCGGAAGGCCAUGGCGUCUUCUGUCCGUAACGACCUGGAGACGGUCAACAACCGGCCCAUAGGUGGUUCCAACCCCUUGUCCAGCCUCCGAGAGAAGGAAGCCUUCCUCAUCCCUGGCGGCCAUUACAAGGUGUCCAAUAAGGACGCAGCGCUGACCUCGGGCCCCGCAGACAAAAACGGAGACAAGGCGGCCUACAAGCAGAAGAUGGUUGACUACAACUUGGCCAAGGAGGAGGACCGUCAUGCCAAGAACAAAUUUGACCAGAAAUCAGAGGGCAGCAUAAUGGUUCCACCAAUGAGCUUCCCUAAAGAAGGCUUGUACCACCCAGUCUUCAUCAUCCAGACAGAACAGCAAGCUGAACAGUGUGUCUUUGCUACUGAGGUUUAACACAGUAUUCUGACACCAAGAGUACUGUGACCAACAAGGGCUUUGCCUGAUCAUGUUUACAAUCUUUCAAAGACAAUUCAAAGAAUUGAAGAGGAUAUAUUAAAUCAACAUGUAUUAUUUAAUAUUUAUUCAUGCUGCUCAUUAAAAACUUUUUGACAACAUUGACAAUUUUGGAUACAAUACGUGAAAAGUGGGGGUGGAGAGUAGAAAGAAUGUUCCGGCAUAAUUUGCACUACAUUUUUAAAUCUAAUAUAAUUUGCUUUGUGUUAAAUUUUAACAAAAAGAAAACUUUCUUCGGAAGAGUGCCAAG